AUGCUGGGCAGUCGUGGUGGCAAUGACGAGGAGGCGGCGCCACAGGGGCCCCAGCAAGGACUGCAACCGCAACCACAGCAGAUGCUCGUGGCACCAGCCCUUUCUUCAUCCCUUACGGCUGCAGCAGGUGUGAGCCCCGUGAUCCAGGAGACAGCUGCAGUGAGACUGCAACAUCAGUGUGCCGUCACACCAGCAAACUCUGAAGAAAAACAAGCGGGGAGUACACCUCAGAUGUGCUCCUGCCUACAGGCACAUUGCACACCCGUAAUACCAAACUCACUCACCCCACCUCUAGCAUGUUUUCCAUCCCCCAUGGAGACUUUCCUGCGCCAAAGGUGGAGUUGUAUUCAUAAGGAGACUCAACGCCAGCAGAUCGACCACGCACCCAAGAUGACGGGCCCAAACAUAGGUGUAGAAGAUGAUUUAGGCCCAGUCAAUCUGUCAACUCGAGGCACUCCUAGCUCUAUGCGGAAUAGUAUGGCGGCUUACUUUUUUACGCUGGACGCCGAGGAGAACCUUCGGCAUUCACCUCCCUUAGAGUUCAUCAUGCCGUCUGGAAAAAGCGAAGAGGAGGGUGGUUCGUGCCUGCCCACUCCUUCAAACGAUACUGAUGACAAGAAAGAUACCAGCUCUGAAAAGGAGCCGUGUGACCGCAGCACCCCGAUGGCAACACAGGAGGCGGAACAACUGGACCUACGGACAUUGCGCUAUCCCAUAAGUGUGCCGCGACACCCGCACCCUAGGAUGGAUAGCGCCGAUGAAGGUGCUCUCCAGCGGUCGAGCUUCGACCCUUCGAUGGUGUGUGGUUCCGGUCAGCGGGUCGGCCGAUGGCAUCCGCUCAAAGGCACCGACACAGUGUUGAACUUGCAUGAUGGCGCUGCGUCAAACCGCGAGAGCCACGACGAGCGAUGGGAGUACUCGAGUCACUCAGUUAGAUAUGAGGUUGUGAAGUUGCGAAAUAAUGGCGACAAUGAGGACAACACAAAUGAUGAAGUGGGGGAUUCGGGCGAUGAAUGCUGCUACUUCUGUUGUUGCUGCUGCCCAUCCUGCUGCAGUGAGUUCCUUGGGGUUCGCAAGUGCAAUACCGAGCUAGAAGCGUCACUGAAUGCGGAGGAACACAAUGUUUCAUCACGACACGAGUACCAUGACCGACGGGGAUGCCGCAGAAACUGUCUCUGCAGGAAGAUCAUACGCCUCUGGCGCUUUUUAAAUGUCUUCUCCGGUGAUCUCCCUUACGUCUCGCAGGGGCUCUGCAUACUGAGCUAUGCAGCCGGUAUCCUUGUGAUGGCAGCCACUAUUAUGAUCCUUGAGGAGCUGCUGAGUGUACAGCACCAAUCCAAAGUUGAUGACGGCUCCGCGUGUGAGGGGUGCCUGGUAAAUGAGGAUAUUACACCAGAUAUAUCCUUCAGUAUUAUUUGCUUUAUUCUCAAUGGACUGCUCACUGUUUGCUUUUCCCUUCGAGCUACACGGUACGAGAACACCGGGCUGCUGAUAUGUCACCUUAUAACUGUAUUACUUCAGGUCGCUCGUGUUGUUUACUUUGUGCUGACGAGGAACUUUGAUUAUCUCUCCGACAAGAUGGCGCUUAGCAUUCAAGUCCUGCUUAUCGUAAGCGCUGCUCUGCUUCUGGCUUCGUGCUGCACGUACUGGACGGUGUCCAAGUCGUUUGGGUGGCGGACGUUUAAGAAAGGCAUCAUCCACUCAGAAAUUCUGCGCCGCCGACAGCGGCACAUGUACAUGCAGUCCUGUGUGCAGCUCGAUGUGAUCAGCACAAUCAAUGCCGGCGUUACUGUUGCCUUCAUGGUAGACAUCACCUCAGAACACGCUCUAGGAGUAACGAUAUCUGUUAUAUCUUGUAUUCUUGCCAUGCUCUUUAUCCUGAUGCUGCGCCACUAUCCGGUGUUGUUUAUUAUCAUCUUCGGCGCAGCAGCUACCAUGUCACUAGCUUUUUACUGCUACGCACUCAGCGGUGCAGUGGACCAGUACUUUAUCCGGAGAGCCAGCGCCCACUUUGAAGCAAGCAAAUGCUACCAAUCGUCACUGACGCAUUGCAUGGAGGUCAGUGAUAUUAGCAUCGUGCCGGGCGACAGCACAAAUAACAACACACACGACAUUGUGAAUGGCAGCAGUACGUACCUCCCUACCCUUGGGUACCACAAUGAGUACUUUGAGCUUCGUCACUGCAACGCCACAUGCUUUGCUGAGCGGGGUGAUCUGCUCAAGCGGCACAUUGCGCACUGCUGCGAGAGUUACGGCCGCUGCCGUCUGAAGGAUGCGGUGCGGAGCUACGGCGCCGUGUAUCUCAGUGUGCUGACACUUAUCGUCUGUGUGGUGCGCAUCAUUCUCGUCCGGUUGGGGUUCCGCUACAUUUCGGAUGAGGCGGAAUGUGCAGGUGACGACAGCGCGACCUGUCGGACAUCCCAGAGCUUCUGUAGCCAGCAGCAGCAGCUUGUGAAGAGCAGGCGCGCUGCGGAGACUAGUGGCGCUGCGUGGGGCGCGCGGCCCUCGUUGUUGUCGACUGACUUGAGGAACACUUCAACGCUCAGCGGCGCUGCGGAGACCGGCGUGGAGGAGCCCUCGCGCUGA
Molecule: messenger RNA, 2586 nt
Organism: Trypanosoma grayi
Lineage: Eukaryota; Euglenozoa; Kinetoplastea; Trypanosomatida; Trypanosomatidae
Exons: 1
Coding region: 1-2586 (861 amino acids)
Source: RefSeq, a predicted model, not a curated record